AUGUCAUCACCGAGUCCAUUGCUUCCGUUUUCGUUUUUUACACUUGAAAUAAUAUAUUUGUUGAUUGGAUCAGGCGUUCUUGUCGUAAGCGGAUUCGUGGGGUUUUUAAUAGCAGUAGCUCCAAGACCACGUAAACGCACCGAAAAAGAAAAAUACUAUAUGUCAGCAAAGUCUGAAAACCCUCAACUACUACCAAAUAUCUUUCAGGAGGCUACAACAGACUUAACAGUAGUCGUACCCGCUUAUAAUGAGGCAACGAGGCUGCCAAAAAUGUUGGAAGAAACCGUUACGUUUUUGGAAGAACGUCGGAAACGUAAAGAAUUCAAAGAUUGGAAAUACGAAAUUCUGAUAGUCAAUGAUGGAAGCACCGAUUCGACUACAGACGCUACAUUGGAAUUUGGUAAGGAAAAUCCAGAUGUGGAAUUAAGGGUUUUAAUAUUAGAAAAGAAUCGUGGAAAAGGUGGAGCUGUUACACAGGGCAUGCUUUCGGCUGGUGGUAAAUAUGUAUUGUUUGCGGAUGCGGAUGGUGCUACUAAAUUUUCAGAUCUAGCUUUAUUAGAACAAGACCUUGCAGAAAUUGAGACUGCCGAUGGGUUCGGAGCCGCUGUUGGUUCUCGUGCUCACUUAGUUGAAACAGAGGCAGUUGUAAAACGCUCUUUUAUUCGAAAUUUCUUGAUGCAUUCUUUCCAUAAAGUACUGUAUAUACUGGGAAUUCGUGGCAUAGGAGAUACUCAAUGCGGAUUUAAAUUAUUUACACGAAAAUCCGCACAACGCGUUUUUAUUAAUAUGCAUGUCGAACGAUGGAUAUUUGAUAUUGAAAUGUUAUUGAUUGCACAACAAUUUAAGACUCCGAUUGCUGAGACUGCCGUAAGCUGGCAUGAAAUUGAUGGAUCCAAAGUGUCAUUAGUCAAAGAUUCAAUUCAGAUGGCACUCGAUUUAUUAACUAUCCGAUUAAACUAUCUUUUUGGAAUUUGGACCGUUAAUGAUCCUUUGAAACCUAAACGCGAUUAA
Molecule: messenger RNA, 1011 nt
Organism: Ambispora gerdemannii
Lineage: Eukaryota; Fungi; Glomeromycota; Glomeromycetes; Archaeosporales; Ambisporaceae
Source: the annotation of a GenBank genome assembly